CUGGCUGGAGGAUGUGGCUUGUUGUGUUUGUUUAUAUCGAAAGCAUGCGUUUAUUAAAUGCUGACGUUGUGUUUACAUCAGGUGCAGUUAUGUUAUAGCGAUAAUAAACAGAAACCAAACUGUAUUUUGUUAGUGUCCGCAAUAUUAUAAUACAAAGUUAAAAUGGCACAUCCGUUGGAUUUAUAUAACUGGCAAUCAAGUGUGGUGUUAUGCCUUGUGUCAAAACCUGAUUCCGUUGUCAUAGAAGUCGAAGUUGACAGAAAUGCUAUUGGACAAGAUAUUUUAGACAAGGUAUGCGCAUCAAUUGGGACGAUAGAAAAAGAUUAUUUUGGCCUCCAAUUUUACGGCCCAAAACGGGAACCACUCUGGUUGAAUCUUCGAAAUCGAAUCACGAAUAAAAUCUCCGGUCAAUGCCCGUUCCGGCUUCGUCUUCGAGCAAAAUAUUUUGUUGAACCACAUUACCUCAUACAAGAAACCACAAGGAAUUUGUUCUACUUGCAAUUGAAACAAGAUUUUUCCGACGGCCGACUUGAAAUACCUCUUGAGAAGUUUGCGUACAUGUUAGCGCUCGUUGCACAAGUUGAACUUGGCGACCUCUCACACGAUUAUGCCAAUGCCGAUGUUUUUGAAGCUUACACGGCACUUUGCCCAAGUGAUGACACAGCACAAGCGAUGUACAGCGGGGAAUUGAUAAACGUCCACAACGAACACCUCCAACUACGAGGUUCAUCUAAAUCCUCGGUCGUCAGUAAAUUCCUCGCUGAAGUCACCACCCUACCCACAUAUGGUACAGAGUGUUACCAUAUCAAACUAGAAACCAAUUCCCCACCCAACACAACAACCAACCAGAGCACAAACAGCCCGACACUGAGCAGGAGGUACCACCUUAAUGUGAUACUAAGAGUUGGUCCGAGGGGGAUCGAGGUUUUGGGCGAGGACAAUCAAGAAAUUAAAAAAAUCCCUUUCAAGGCCAUCCAGCUUGCCACCCAUUCGGGCAAAAUGAUUGACAUUCAUAUUUACACCGAUGAUGGUUCAGUUACCACCAUGAACUUUAGGACAGUAUCGGAAAGCCACAGCAAUGCUUUGUACAGAAUAAUAACUGAGAUGUUAGCGUUCUACACCUGGGAUACCGUACAUUCAUCAGUAAUGCAUCAACAUAGUCUCGACUUCAAAGGUCAUUUCUUUGCGUUGUUUCGACCCAAUGAUUCUGACAUGGGCAAGCAAUAUGUGUUUGACAUCCAACGUACAUCGCGUGAGGUGUACGACAACGCACGGAGGAUUCUUUACCGUAAACAACAACUUGUACAAAACAACCACAACGAGGUCCAUGGCUCCUCCCCCCCAAAGUCCUCCAACAUCCCAGAAGAUGAAGUGGAGGUCCUCCGGGAGCGUUUAUCGAUGAUCAGUGAUGCUCUUACAUGCCGCGUGUGUUUGGACGCGGAAAUCGACAGCGCGUUUGUUCCGUGUGGACACCAAGUAUGCUGCAAGUAUUGCGCAGCUAGAUGCGAGAAAUGUCCAAUAUGUCGUCAACAUGUUCAAGAAUUCCUCACCGUGUUCCACCCGGUGACGAAGGAAUUGGUCAACGGGCGACAAAUAUCUGAAUCAACGCCAGAAAAUGUAGAGACAGACAAUUUAACUGUGGGGUCUACGGGACAAGAGAUACAGAUAGAGGUCUAAAGGGUUAAACCUGUGACUAUUAAAUAGAUACUGUGCCACUACUACAACAUAUUUGGAUUCUACUGUGAAUACUGGUGUUUUCAAUGCACCAAUACAAGUCUCUCUGGUGAUUUCCACUGUCAGCCAGACAGAAUUCAUUUCAUCAUUGCUUUUCUAACGUUUUAACAAACUGGUUUACUUUUGCGACAGGGGCGUAUUCACUAAUUUCUUAAACUUUAUUUUUAAACAUUUUUUGGAAUCUAAAAAAAAAACGCAGUGAAGCAUUUUUUUACAAAUGGGGUGUCCUUACCCCCUAAACACCCCCUGAAUACGCCCCUGUUAGCGACCGCUAUGAAACCUCCCCUAUUGUAAAUAGUUACCACGCGUUGAUCGCUGGAAACUCUUGUACAAACGUUUAUGAUGCCCCUGCAAUGCAACGUCAAUGCCCUACGUUUUCAUUUAUUCUUUUACACAAUUCCUAUCGUUACUUUGUUCAUCUUUCGUCCAACUGUUGGACGCCUUUAAAGACUCGCAACUUACUGCGUGGUCUUCUGUUUUCUAAAUAAACGAUUUACUGGUA
Molecule: messenger RNA, 2236 nt
Organism: Ciona intestinalis (vase tunicate)
Lineage: Eukaryota; Metazoa; Chordata; Ascidiacea; Phlebobranchia; Cionidae
Source: RefSeq, a predicted model, not a curated record